Messenger RNA from Phyllotreta striolata, 650 nucleotides. The record is from the annotation of a GenBank genome assembly. Lineage: Eukaryota; Metazoa; Arthropoda; Insecta; Coleoptera; Chrysomelidae.
AUGAUUAUUUUAAGAGUAGCUAUUCUAAUUGCAAUAAUCUAUUAUUCAUGUUCUUCACCAUCCGAUUACAAGUCCCUUAUAGAAAACAUAAAAAUCGAUUACUACAAUACCGAUUUAGCAUCCCCUAACUCGUCCUUCAAAUUGUUCAAAUAUAACCGAAGCCAAUUCGCCAUAAACGUAUCUAUUUGGAUAUUGCAAGAUUUGGACGGUAGAAAAAUAGAGAGCGCCACGAAACUUUAUAAAUUUUUGAGUAACGACUUCAAAUAUACUGGAGUGCAAUUAAAAGUGCCCAACGUGUGCAAAAUGUGGAAGGAUGAUUUGUACGGGAUUAGAACCAUUAUGAGAAAAUGCGGCGACGUGGAUUUGUGCGAUAUUAAAAAAGGCCACUGGCACUUAGACAACUGCUGGCCAACCGAUAGCAUAAAAUAUUUCCCGAAAAGCAUUCCAUUGGGCCACUACAAAAUCGCCAUGGAAUCUAAACUAAUGGAUGGUACUCCACUUGUAACAAUCGCUUGGUACGGUGAAGCCAGCUUAUACUUCAGGCAAAUGAAAAAUAAUCGCGAGCAUCUAUAAUUUUGUAAUUAUACCAACACUGCAGCAAUACUGACAAUUUUGAAACGUUUGCAAUUUUCUACAUAAAUAAUAAUUCG